Messenger RNA from Anoplopoma fimbria (sablefish), 2446 nucleotides. Its product is annotated as ras-related protein Rab-27B-like. Gene Ontology annotation, molecular function: GTP binding; GTPase activity. Gene Ontology annotation, cellular component: secretory granule; melanosome. The record is from RefSeq and is a predicted model, not a curated record. The transcript has 6 exons. Bases 289 to 945 code for a protein of 218 amino acids. Gene Ontology annotation, biological process: positive regulation of exocytosis; melanosome transport. Lineage: Eukaryota; Metazoa; Chordata; Actinopteri; Perciformes; Anoplopomatidae.
GGAGCGUCGAGCAGAGGGACAUCCGUCAGACUCCGUCCUUCGCUCUCAGAGGUGCGUUCAAGAGCUCCACAGGCUGCACCACCACCAGAGCACUCCGCCGGGACCCGUCACACCGAGCUCCGGGCAGGUUGGGCCGGAUUUCUCCUCUCCACCAGGACUGUGGGAGACAUGCGACGUCUCGGAGGAGGAGGAGGAGACGAACUGGCCAUCCAGCAGAAGCAGAAGACACCUGCGAGGAGGAUCUGAGUUUCAAUAACGUCAAAAGAAAGGUUUAUUGCAGGCAUCACUAUGACUGAUGGGGAUUAUGACUACCUUAUAAAGCUCCUUGCCCUGGGGGACUCCGGCGUGGGCAAGACCACCUUCCUGUACCGAUACACAGACAACAAGUUUAACCCCAAGUUCAUCACCACAGUCGGCAUCGACUUCAGGGAAAAGAGAGUGGUGUACACAGCAGCCAACCCCAAUGGGACGACCGCAGGGAAAACCUUCAAGGUUCACCUUCAGCUCUGGGACACAGCCGGACAGGAGAGGUUCCGCAGCCUAACAACUGCGUUCUUCAGGGAUGCCAUGGGGUUCCUGCUGAUGUUUGAUCUCACCAGCCAGCAGAGCUUCCUCAAUGUCAGAAACUGGAUGAGCCAGCUACAGGCCAAUGCCUACUGUGAGAAUCCAGAUAUCGUGUUGGUAGGAAACAAGGCAGACCUGGCCGACCAGCGGGAGGUUCAGGAGAAACAAGCCAAGGAGCUUGCUGAUAAAUACGGGAUCCCGUACUUUGAGACGAGUGCAGCGACAGGAGCGGAGGUGGACAAGGCGGUGAUAACCCUGUUGGACCUGGUCAUGAAGAGGAUGGAGCAGUGCGUCGACAAACCGCCUGCCGAGCCAGCCAAUGGGAACGGGGCCACAAAGCUCGGCGAUGUGCAGCCUAAUGAGAAGAAAUGUGCAUGCUAGAUCAAGAAGGAAGAGACCAGUCAGCGCUUCUGUCGUCGGCCCUUUCUACUCGCCACGAUUCCCUACUUCUUUUACCUUCUCCCUCUCUGUCAUCUUUGAGUGCAUGUUUCUUCAUCUACUCCUGUUCACCCUCUUGUCACUAAAACUAAUCCUUAACCAUCUUAUGCUCCUCUUUCUUUUUUCUCUUCCCCGCUGUGUUCUUAUUUUCCUUCCCAAACUGUCUGUCAGAGGGCUAUGAAACAACCUUAUCCCCCUCUGGUGGAUAUUUAAGGUAAUACAGCAUCAGCCUGUCUGCCUUUGAGCUUUGUUUAGGAGGACUUUAAAAUAUGAGGGUAAUAUGAGUAAGUUUCAUCACUGUCAGACACAUAAUGUGCCUCGGCUGUCUGAUCUGGGGCAUGAAAAGCUUAAUGUCAGGCUAUGUGUCUGUGUAUAUUAGCCUAAGUCUUGGUCCUCUUCUGAAACUUUUCCUCCUGGACCAAAGUGAGCGGCUGUAUGACCAGUUUUUUCCCAUGUUUCACACUGUUUUCUGAUGCUGUAGCCGUUCCAAGCAGUUUUUUUGUUUCGCUUGUCUGUUUGCUAAACAUGCACUUAAUUGUGUUUAAUAUAUUGACUAGGGUGUCAUGGUGGAGGUAUUUGACACUUGAUUGAGAGGUGCCCUUCGCAGCUUAUUGCUUGUUUUGUUUGUUAAGCCAAUAUCAGCUUGUUAACGUCUAAAGCUAACUUUAAUGCAAUGACCGCUUAAUCCACAAUGAGUUGUGCAGAUAAAUAUCACGACAAUAUUAAACUUUAUAUUAGUAACGGUAAAUGAAACAUGGAGAUACCCCCAAAACAAAGCAGAGGAGGUUAAAUAGCCUCUGUGGAGUAUUUUAUAUUUCGUAUCCAGACUGGUCAGAGUAGAUAAUAAUGUACAAGAGUAUCAUGUAUUAAAACUUUUGAACAACACUUCAUAAAUACAAUAUUAACGUUGACCCUCAUUUUUCGAGAAAAAACUUGGAAUAAAUGUUGAUAUGACAAGCAGACCUAACUGUUACAGACUUCCUGUUUGCACAUGUGAUUAGCAGUUCAUGUGGCUAGCUAGCCACAAACUAGCUAACAUAGGGUAUUAGUGCUUGGAAGUGUUAGCAGUGGCUAUAAGCAUAAUUCCUAUAUUAACUUAAGUAGGUGAUGAGGGUUUCAGAGUAAAGAAGACAGUUUGCAAUGUUUCAAUACAGUAAUUCACGUUUUCUUUGAAUUCCAUCUGUCUAUCUAACUUUUGAUGCCAAAAAAUAGCAUUUAGCUAUUUAUAGUUUACUAUGAUUUAGAGAUAGUAUUGCAUUGACUAAUAUGGGUACAGCAUGGCACAUGUGAAGUGGAGAAAAAAAAAAGCCUUCAUAUAUGUAUAUCAUUAAAAAAGUGUCCUAGACCAGGAUAUUGUUCCAAACUGAUCUACUGCCUUGGCUUUUAAAACGUUAUUCCACUGUGGCGGACAGACUUUAAUCUCUGUGCGGGUUUGAGAAGAUUC